Westerdykella ornata is the source of this 1747-nucleotide messenger RNA. RefSeq lists its product as uncharacterized. Bases 214 to 1701 code for a protein of 495 amino acids. NCBI's taxonomy places the organism in Eukaryota, Fungi, Ascomycota, Dothideomycetes, Pleosporales, Sporormiaceae. The transcript is spliced from 2 exons. The record is from RefSeq and is a predicted model, not a curated record.
CUUUUCUGGCUGAAUGAGUUCUCAUUGAGGGCCCUGAGCAAUGGCACUUGUAGGACUUGCGGAAGGUGCCGCAGUUGUGCCUUCCUAAACUUCACCUCCGACCAAGGGAGCCACAAACUUGCACCCCGCCUGGACACCUUGACUAACCAUCCUCGAACACUCUUACUACCCCUCUCUGUCAUCGUGCACUUCUUCAUUUUUGUCGUGUAAGUCAUGCCACCGGCACGAGCUUCCACUGCGCAGCGAGACGAAGCGUUGGCGUCGACCAGUCAAACCCCCGCAUCCCUCCUAUGGGGCCAUCAACUGAAGCGAGAGCAUGGCUACCUGCUCGAGCGGAUGAAGAAAGUAGAGCGGGAGCAUGACGCCUUUGACGCCCGUAUCAGGGUGGUUGAAACAUCUUCAGAUGCUAUGAGAGGGGCUGUCAAAGAUGUCAAUAGACUGAUCGAGGAAGACGGCAGACUGGAAGAUGCAACCAAAGCCUGGAUUACAUCGGCAGAAGGACGUCUGGACAAGUUCGAAGAGGCGGCCAAGAAGACCCAAUCCUUGCAACCGCAAUUGUCAGAGCUGGAGGCACGGUUCGAAGUGAAUGAUGGUCAGAUCCAGCAGAUGUUGUCAGACCAUCGAUCCAUUCUUCAGAAGAUCAGGGCUUUCGACGCGGAGUUGCAGCUGAAGAAAAGCGAAGUGGACAGAUUGAUGCAGAUGAAUGAGGCUGUGAAUGUACGGGAGCUCCUAUUGCGUAUCAGCACUUUGGAACACCAUCAGGCGCAAGGACAGGAGCAGGCCACAGCCAUGCAAGACAAGAUCCACGCUCUGGAAAGGACAUGUAACGCAUACGAAGCCCAGAAUGCCGAGUUGCAGGCUCGUCUUGAUAAUAUCCUUCUACAGCAGGAGCGGUCCGGUUCGCAUACACAGAUCCCUACCCAAGUUGUAGACUCCUCAGUAUUACCAAUGCCUCCGCCGGCGACGUUAUCGACAACAGAUUCCCUCCCAGCUUGGAUGAUCAUAGACUCGCAGGCACAACCACCUUUAUCAAUGGAGGUGCCGACGCAAGUCCUACCGUCAUCACUUCCGGAUGCACAAGUCCAAGUACCGGCGACCUCAUCAUUAGAGCUGACCCAAGCGCAAACCUCCGCUUCUCUCCGUGAAGAGUCUCCACUUGUCAAUGCACAGCUCAGGAGAACCAAUAGAACAGAGCAGCCAGUCGAACCCGGGGCACUCUCACGGCGACUCGAUGUCCCAUGGACAAAUGCACGAGCGAAGACACCGGUCUCGACGCAAACCCAAGACUUGGACGCUCCAUACAUCCGUCCUCAUGUUCCAAACUCGGGCAGGAGAAGGAAAGCAUUGCCGACGUAUUACCCGCCUCAGACUCGUAGUCAAGUCAAAUCACAGCUCAGUCGGAUAGAGAACGUCGCGGAUUGUCGGCCUACCAAGUUGGUCAUCUUGAAAAUGCCGGACGCGUGGAAGCAGGAUCCUUCCAUCUCGUCUAUUCCUCCACCACUACGCCAGGCACAGCCAGCCGGCGCAAGAAAGGCAGCUUGGGAACGUCAAAGAGAUAUACAUGGUCGAUUCGUAGCCAAGAAACGGGACGCAAAGCCCAACUCGAGCAUACAGAAGCGGAAAGCGAAGCAGCAAAAAUCGAAAAUCAAUAGCAGAGACAUGGAGCAAUUAGAAGCGUUGAAAUCGUUCCUGAAGGCGUAAGGCAAGUCGUCCCGCAUAGCUUGGAACGAAAGGUCCAGCUGAGGCA